Molecule: messenger RNA, 1548 nt
Organism: Vigna angularis (adzuki bean)
Lineage: Eukaryota; Viridiplantae; Streptophyta; Magnoliopsida; Fabales; Fabaceae
Exons: 5
Coding region: 108-1166 (352 amino acids)
Biological process (GO): tRNA threonylcarbamoyladenosine modification
Cellular component (GO): EKC/KEOPS complex; cytoplasm
Source: RefSeq, a predicted model, not a curated record
AAAAAAAAACACACGUAUAAGGAAACACAAACACAAGCAUAAACCCUCUCGUUCAAUUCCGAAGUUUAAGGAGCAGUUAUCCUAAACUGCCGACUGCUUCAGUGAAGAUGAAGAGAAUGAUAGCUUUGGGGUUUGAGGGUUCAGCAAAUAAGAUUGGUGUUGGUGUGGUGACCUUAGAUGGCGCAAUUCUGUCAAACCCACGCCACACAUACAUCACUCCUCCUGGUCAAGGCUUUCUCCCUAGAGAGACAGCACAACACCAUCUCCAGCAUGUUCUUCCCCUUGUCAAAUCCGCUUUGGAAACUGCAAAGGUCACUCCUGAGGACAUUGACUGUAUCUGCUACACCAAGGGUCCUGGCAUGGGAGCUCCUCUGCAAGUCUCUGCUAUUGUUGUUCGUGUGCUCUCACAGCUUUGGAAGAAGCCAAUUGUUGGUGUUAAUCACUGUGUGGCACACGUUGAGAUGGGAAGGAUUGUAACGGGUGCUGAUGACCCUGUUGUCUUGUAUGUCAGUGGUGGCAACACUCAAGUCAUUGCAUACAGUGAGGGGCGUUAUAGAAUCUUCGGAGAGACCAUUGAUAUUGCUGUGGGAAAUUGCUUGGAUCGCUUUGCACGGGUCUUGAAUCUUUCCAAUGAUCCAAGCCCGGGAUAUAACAUUGAGCAGGUUGCAAAAAAAGGAGAAAAGUUUAUAGACCUGCCAUAUGUUGUCAAAGGGAUGGAUGUAUCUUUUAGUGGAAUCUUGAGCUAUAUUGAAGCAACUGCUGUUGAAAAGCUAAAGAAUAAUGAGUGCACGCCUGGAGAUUUGUGCUACUCUUUGCAGGAGACACUGUUUGCUAUGCUUGUGGAGAUCACUGAGCGAGCUAUGGCUCAUUGUGACACAAAAGAUGUUCUUAUAGUUGGUGGUGUAGGUUGCAAUGAGCGGUUGCAAGAGAUGAUGAGAAUCAUGUGCUCUGAACGUGGUGGAAGAUUGUUUGCUACUGAUGAUCGGUAUUGCGUUGACAAUGGAGCAAUGAUAGCUUAUACUGGUCUCCUUGAGUUUGCUCAUGGUGCAUCAACUUCACUAGAGGAUUCAACAUUCACCCAGCGGUUUCGGACAGAUGAAGUGAAAGCGAUAUGGAGAGAAGCAAAUUUGGAAAAAUUGAACGGGGUUGCAGAGAAGAACAUUUGAUUUUUCAAUCUUUGAGGUCUGAUUCUGAGUGCUCAUUGGUAACUUAGUACAAACAUGAGACUGCUUGGUAUUCACAAAUUAACCUCCUUCAAGCUCAAGGUUAUAAGUUAUUCGCACAGUAAAAUUAUGUAUGAAAAAACACGUCAACGUGUUUGAUAUUUUGUUGUAUUAUUCAGUGGUGCUGCAACAGUGGCAUCCACACCAGGAUGUACCAGGGUCUAGCAAUGACACUGGCUUUUGUUCCAAAGUCAGUGUAAAGCUUUUACAGUGUGUCCUUGUUCAAGUGACUUAACAGUAGCUCUUUUCUCACAGACUUUGUCUAAAACUUGUCCGUGUAAUAUGUCUAUUUUUCACUAAGGUAGCCAAUCUUCAAUCUUUGUCA